Paramuricea clavata is the source of this 1104-nucleotide messenger RNA. NCBI's taxonomy places the organism in Eukaryota, Metazoa, Cnidaria, Anthozoa, Malacalcyonacea, Plexauridae. The record is from the annotation of a GenBank genome assembly.
AUGAGGUCUCUUAUUUUUGCUAUAGACAGCUGUGGUAAUUCGCUCCAGUACGUCUUUGUACAGUACCUGUUCAGUGGCACGGAACAUGAAGUCAAGCGAGUUUUGCCUCAUGGUAACGCCAAGUCUAAAUCGUCCUACAGACGUGUCCUGCCAAGUACAAUUGAAAAAUUAAAAAAGACCGUAUACGAAAAAGGAAAGACGGCGAAAGAAUCCCUUGAUGAGGUUUACUGUAUGUCAGGCGAUGUUACGAUGGCGAGAUCUUUGAGUGAAUUGCCGAGGGGACCAGGUGAUAUGUACAACGCGAGGCACUCUGCUAAGCAAUCUCGAGGCAAUUCUUCUCCAAAUGAGAAAAGUGAAGGGGGAGAAAGUAGUCAGGUGAGCUUAGAUAACAUCUGGACACUCCUUGAAAGAGCGAAAAGAGAGGAAGAACAAUCAAAGGACUCCAUAUUCAUCCAUGAAUGUUCCAUACAUCCGGAUCUCUUUGUUGUUUUAGCCACCGACCAACAGCUGCAAGAACUUCAAUUGUUCUGUACGAGCCCAAUAGAGUUCAGUGUCCUUGGCAUUGAUCCUACCUUCAAUAUUUUCGAUCGAAAUAUCAGUCUUACAGUAUCGACUUACAGAAAUUUAAAGUUGGUAAAUCCAAAAACCGGAAAGCCACCCGUAUUUGUGGGACCGCUGCUGAUGCAUCAAAGAAAAGAUUGGAAAACAUUUUCUAAAUUUGCGCAUUCACUCACGAUGGCCAAGCCCAAGCUUGAGGGAGUUUUGGCAUGUGGUACGGACGGGGGAAAAGCCCUUAUUGAUGGCUUUAAAAGGCAUAUGCGUUUUGCAAUAUUUUUGCGAUUCUUUUUGCACUUCAAAGACAACAUUAAAAGGGAACUAACCGAUAGAGGCAUAUUACUGGUGAUGCAAAAAAAACAAUUUAUUUCCGAAAUAUUUGGAACGCAAGAAGGAUCCGUCAAGUACUACGAUCUUGUGGAUUGCAACUCUGAGAACGAAUUUGAUUCAAAACUUGAUAUGCUUAAACAAGAGUGGGAGGAAAGAGAGGCCACACAUGGUAGCAAACUUAAAAAACAGACGUUUUUUGAGUGGUUUCAAUGUGAAAAG